This is a messenger RNA of Balearica regulorum gibbericeps (East African grey crowned-crane), 291 nucleotides long. Lineage: Eukaryota; Metazoa; Chordata; Aves; Gruiformes; Gruidae. The record is from RefSeq and is a predicted model, not a curated record.
GGAGACGGCACUGGAGUAGCCAGUAUAUAUAGGGGUCCUUUUGCAGAUGAAAACUUCAAGCUGAAACACUCUGCUCCUGGGCUGCUCUCUAUGGCAAACAGUGGUCCAAGUACCAACGGCUGUCAGUUUUUCAUUACGUGCUCCAAAUGUGACUGGUUGGAUGGAAAACACGUUGUUUUUGGUAAAAUUGUUGAUGGGCUGUUGGUGAUGAGAAAAAUUGAAAAUGUGCCUACGGGUCCAAAUAACAAACCCAAGCUGCCAGUUGUGAUCUCUCAGUGUGGGGAAAUGUAA